Molecule: messenger RNA, 183 nt
Organism: Podarcis lilfordi (Lilford's wall lizard)
Lineage: Eukaryota; Metazoa; Chordata; Lepidosauria; Squamata; Lacertidae
Source: the annotation of a GenBank genome assembly
GUGACCUGCCUGCCUUGGAACGAUGACCCUCUGGCGCCCGAGACCAACCUUAUGAAAGAAGAGCUGGCCAAGGUGAACAGGAGAGGGAUCCUGACCAUCAAUUCCCAGCCGAAUAUCAAUGGCAAGCCCUCCAGCGACCCGAUUGUGGGCUGGGGUCCCGACGGAGGCUACGUCUUCCAGAAG